CAUGCAACACGCUCGAGGCCUCGUAUUUUCGUGCACUUAAUUGCAGAUAUAUAAACACACAGAACAGACAUUCGUCAAUCUGAAUGACGCCUUCGCCAUUUUGCUUUAGCCUAUCAACUGUAGAUAUAAAUCAGGACAACACAAAGGCACAAGAGUGUACUAACAAACUUUUGUCACUUAGCCACGGCAUGGACGUUGUCAACUCGCGCAAACAAUUUGGCGGUUAACGUUAGAAGGAAGUUGCCGUGUUGUUAAACACAAGUAUACAGUUUUCAGCGUGUUUAUGAGCCUGUCGCAUCUAGGCCAAGCGUAAAAACUAUUGGUAUGGUGUUUUCGGGUUAUUAUUAAUAGCUUGCAAACUGUUCAGUAAGUCGUUGAGUCGUAUUUGUCGUAUGAUCCCGAAGCGCCUGCUGCUCUAUUAUGCGAGAUGUCUAAAUUACAGAAAACAAACGGUAAAUACUUAUGGUGGUGUCUUCUGUGCCUUGAAUUCAGACCGGAUACAGUUACUAAAAACAUCAAACAUCUGAAUCUAGGAAUAAACAUGUUUGAUAAGCCAAACAAAGAGGCAUUCUACAUUGUCAUCCACUUUUUAUUUAAUAAACUGAAUCCAACUCGUGCCCAAGAUGUCUUCAGACAUUGCUGGCCAAUUUGGGAUCAUAAAGGUGAUGCUGAGUUUCGUAAGGUGGCUUUUGCGUGGCUCCAAGAGAUAGCGAACGAAGAAGGUAAUGCUUUUCCUAAGGUGGCUGCAUCACAUUUACUCUCUGCCUUCGGACCAAGAUUUAUCAAUUUAAUGCUCCAUUUAUCUAAACACGUCAUGCUGAAAACACUGAAGACAUUUUCCUCAGAUGACACUUGGGUCCCUGAGGCUGCUGCAGUGCCAGCGAGUUCAAAGGAGCUGGAGAUUAAAAGAUUUCACCUGGUGAAAAGACAAUUCCAGAGAGUGACUCUAGAGCAGGACUUUCUCAUUCAAGACUACCAAAAAAGAGCUAAAGGUUUGGAGGGGUCUUUGAGGGACCUUGAUGCAGAGGAUGCCAAAUAUGAUCACUUGCUUAGAGAACAUGACAGUAACACAGAUUUGAAGGAAGACAUUCUUGCAAAAAACCGAAAGGUGCGAGGCCUUUGGACUGAGACAGACAAAGUUUUAUCCACACUUGAAGUGGAUCGAAAAGUGGUGGAGAGUGUGAUCCAUAGACAGGUAGACCAGUACAUCUUGGGCGGACAGGACUUGAGCGUGAAGAUACCUGCGGUUCUGCAUGAGAGGAUGGAGCGGCUAUCCCACCAGUCCAGUGUUGGUAGCUUGUAUGAGGGAGGGCAGCCUGUCCUUGUCCGUUUGCUGGAGCUUCUAAAUGAGGGAUUACACAUCCUAAGUGAGGAGAGAGAGAAAUUUGUUGGUCCCAGUGUACAGCUUCAACACCAAGACCUCCAAGAGCAUGCCUUGCUCUUUAGUCGCUCAAAAGAAAACCUCAAGCUUAUAAGGCGAAAACUAGUCAAAGAGAAUGCGGUAGAGAUGAAGGUCUCUGUUAGGAGGCUGGAGGAGGACUGGGAGAAUAAGUGGGCAGAGUAUUUGAAACAAACACCUGUAAUCUCUUAUCCUAAAGAGGAUCCUGUUUUUGACUUUGUCUCCCCAAUGGCUCCUCUCUCAUUUGAGCCAGCUUCUAAGGCUAGCUUUGAGGCUAGUAUCAUCUUACAAUAUCCAUAUAAACUACCUGAACUGCUAGAGCAGCCUUCGCAAAGAAAAGCAGAGAUGAAGGCAGACAUCCAUUUGGAACCAGUAGUCCACCUGGAGCCAGAAACGAAAACCAUUUUGGAGGCAGAUGAUUAUAAGGGGUUCUUGCUGUCCUCUGACAGCUACUUUUCUCCAAAACCAGUGACUUGUGACCCACCUCCAUGUGAAACUCCCUUGAUGUACCCAGUUAAAAUGAAGUCUGUGACUCAUACACCCAGUCCAGUACAGGCUUCCCACAGUAGAAAUUUGCACUCAAAAACAAAGGCCUCUGUCCUUAAGAACAAGACUGAAAUUCUACAUUUGGAGUGUGACAACUUAGCAAAUCAAUUUGCAGAGGCAGUGAUCAUGAGUCCAGUCAAUGGAAAGAAUGAUGUGGACCUGGGACAGUUAUUAGGUGUCAUAUCUGAUCCCUUUUCAGCAAGGAAACAGCUGUGCCGCACCCCUGAGAGUCUAAUUAAGGAUGUGAGAAGUUCGUGGAGAAAAGCCGUGGAGGAAGGCAUGGCUGAGAAGAAACAAGCUACUUGGAAUCGGCAAGACAGCCUUUCUUGGCUCAAGACGCCCAUGGCUGAGGUGAACAGCCCUUGCACCAGACCAAGUCCAGAGCCUUCCCUUUUAUUAUCAGCUACUCUGGCCCAUUGCACUCCUCCUCCUGUCCAACAGGGGUCAUCCCUCCACUCAACUUUGUCAUGGGACUCCUCACAACUGGAGGCUUUUAACAGCCAAAGGUCAAGUGAUGUUAUUAAAUUCAGCAUUGCUCAGGAAGAGCUCCCAGACCUUUUUGAGGAUGACUUGUCAUUUAACAGUGAUGGCUCAGCAGAGAUCCAUAGUAACAAAGAGCGAGGGGAAGAACUUAUGCUGUCACCUGCUGAAUCAUAUCCUCUUAAAGGAGAAACUUCCUCACUGACAGCACAGGUGUGCUUUGAGGCCUCUUCAGAUAAAUCUCCUUUCAACGACUCCAGUAUUAAAAAGUCCCCAGUACAUUCAAGGAAGAGUCAAGGUUUGAGCCAGUGGACUGCUGAUGAGAGGCUUUUCUCUCUUGAUUUGGACAAACUUGAGAGUUUUUCCCCUCCUCCUCCUGCAGACAAACUCACUCUGCCCAGUUUGGUGAAUUUGACUCUUGAUGAAUACUAACAUGACUUAAACUUUUUUUUUUUUUUUUUUUUACAUACUAGUAUGAUGCAAAAUGUGUUUGCCAAAUGAAUUUAACUUGCAGCAUGAUGUGCUUUUGGUCAGCCUAAUCAGAAUGUUAAACAAUUUUAAUGCCACUCAUUUUGUCUGAACCAUGUGAAUUCUUAUGACAUCUAUACUAAACUUUUGUAUGUACAAACUAAUUGUUAGGGGUAAAUACUGGCCAGAAAUGUUGUUUGUGUUCAUGUUUUGUAAUAAAGAGUAUUUUUUUUUUAUUUGCAAACCCUCAUUUUUCUUUUGACUACUUUU
Messenger RNA from Labeo rohita (rohu), 3163 nucleotides. It is a transcript of the gene haus6, whose product is annotated as HAUS augmin-like complex, subunit 6. The record is from RefSeq and is a predicted model, not a curated record. Gene Ontology annotation, biological process: spindle assembly. Gene Ontology annotation, cellular component: mitotic spindle microtubule; HAUS complex. NCBI's taxonomy places the organism in Eukaryota, Metazoa, Chordata, Actinopteri, Cypriniformes, Cyprinidae. The coding region runs from base 428 to 2857 and encodes 809 amino acids. The transcript is spliced from 16 exons. Gene Ontology annotation, molecular function: microtubule binding.